ACACUUCCUCUGCCAGCGUCUCUAAACAUGGUUUAAAGCUCCAUUGUUACUAUAAAUGUUCCAGUGUCAUAAAGGGAAAGACUGAAUACACUCAGUCGCGACACUUCUAGUGAAAAAUAAUUUCCUAGUCGCGUUUGUUCCGCCUGGUUAGGUCCUUCAGUGUGGACGGGCAGCUGUUUCCCGGGGAUCGUUGAUUUAGGCGCAACGUCGUGUGCGUCAACAUAUAAUUCCGUGUUUGGACUUUUAUUUACAAAAUGGAUGAAUAUGAAAGUUGUAAUCUGGAUUACUUCCCAGAGAACAUUUUAAUAGACGUACUCUCAUACUUGAGUGUCAGAGAGCUCGUCAGAGCUGGAAGAGUUUGCAAAAGAUGGAAACGCCUGAUUAAAGACCAAAGACUGUGGAGAACAGUUGAUUUGACUGGAUGGAAAGGAGUGACGUCCCGGAUCCUUUGGGUUCUUCUGCGUCAGUACUUUGGCUGCGGACUGAGGUGUCUCCGCCUGCGUGGUUUGCUGCUCUCUGCUCGAGGAGGCACUUUUCUCUCCGAGUCUUGGCUUAAAGCUUUGUCCACCAAAUGUCCCCGCCUCAGUAAACUCUGUCUUUUGCAUGCUGACCUAAGGAGCUUACCAGGCUGCCAGGUCCUGCCCCGAACUUUGCGGGUGCUGGAGCUGCGUGGCUGUGAGCUGCCUCGUAGCUUUUUUAACCAGACUCUGCCUGCUUCACCUCCCAGACCCCACGAACAAGCCGAAGCCACAUCUAGUGUUGGUGCUAAACAGCAGGGAGGUGCUCAGAAAGGAAAAGGACUAGCUUCACCUUUAGGGAUUGGGGUCGAGCGGUUGGUCCUCAACAACGUCCCUUCCUUUACAGAUCAGCAUCUGCAGAAUCUAGCAUCAUGGGAGAGGCUCAGUCGUCUGGAGUUACGUGACACCUUUCGCGUCACAGCAAACGGACUCAGGAGCUGUGCAGCAAAAGAAGGGCUCUCAGGCCCAGAAGGACUUUCAAGACUAAAAUAUCUCGAAAUAGGGAUUACAGCAAGGCAGGGCUAUCAGUUACAGAUGGCUUCCCUGGGACUGGGGGCUGGGUGGCUUGGUCUGGAGGAGCUGAGUCUUGGUGGGAAGGAGGUGGCAACGGGGUUGCUGUGUGCCAGCCGUCUGAAGGACCUGAAAUGUCUGCACCUGUGGGCCUGCACGCUCAGCGAGCUGCAGAUCGUACGGAGCUGCAGGAUGCUCCGCGGCCUCCGCCAGCUGGAGUUUUUAGAUGUCAUCUUUCAACCUCGGCAGAGUCCCCCUGCAGAAGAAGGACAGGGGCAGGAAGGGGGGGAGGAGCAGCAGAAUGAGGAGGAAGGUCCUGGUGGAGAGAGUAAUGAUGAGAACAGGACGCUUGACGGGGCCGAUCCCUUCCCAGGUCUACGCCGAUCACUGGCCGUCUUGUUGCCGUCCUGCUCGCUGGUUUUUACCAACUGCUCUGUUCAGAUGAAUGCAGACUGAUUCUGCUUAGCAUUUAUUCCCACAGCUUCUCACCAGAAAGUUUUGUCUUACAAGACUAAACACUUCUUUUAAUUCCUCAAUAUGAUACAAAGAAAAAAAAAAACUAGAGCAUUUAUUUUAAUUAUUAAGUAUGUCCUUUAUAUGUUUCUUUAGUUUAAUUAGUAUAAUAUCCUAGCAGUUAUUCAUUCUGUCAUAUGAGCAACUUUCCUCAGAUACUGCAAACACUUUUCUAACAUUUGCACACAACUCUAUAGAGAAAAAUGGAAAAAAAAAAAGAAAUUAUUUUUAAAGAAAAUUUAGAUUAGAUUUUUUUUUAUAGUUAAAAGUUUUAAAGGAUCUGCAAGUUUCCAAUGCUUACUUGAUCCCUUUGCUAAAACUCUACAGAGCGGUGCGUUGCAUGUUAGCUCCUCCAGUAAGAAAAACCUAAAAGAAUAAAUACUGUAUAUUUUUAAUCUUAGCAGAUCACCACCCAGUCAGUUCUGAUAAGAUUAACAUGCAUGAAGAAAUAUGGUUUUUCUCAUGAGGGAAUCAAAAUAAAAAUAAAGGAGAUGUUUAUGCAAGAGAGAAAGCAGAGCAUUGACUGGUUGCCUGUCAACAGACAUGCAGGUGUUUAAAUUCUGAGGAAGCUUGAAGAAACAGUCCACCUGUUUCCUGUUGCCUAACUGCUUUCCAACACAGUCAUAUAUUUUCUCAUGGCUGUUGUGUUAAAAAUGCAAAGCAUAGCAUUUUCACAUGUAUGUAUUUUUUCUCUGAGCCUUAACUGAUAUGAGUUUUAAAGUUCAUGAAAAGAAAAAAAGACAACAAUGUCUGUUUUAUUACCAACUAGAAUCACAGACCAUAUGUUUUAUGAAUCUAAAUGACGUUGGGGUUUAGCAUAAAUCAUGUUAUGGUGACGUAGUCUUUAUUAAAUUCAGAAUCAUGCAUCUUUCUGUCUAUUUAAAAGUGUUCGAUUAGGUGUUGCAAAGCUUUACUUUGAUGGAGACUCCUUUCAAAGGUUGAAUUUUAACUUUAUGUACCGCGCCAAGAAACAGUAUUAGUCUGUUUGCAGAUUUAUUCUAUUGUUUUGUCUCUCUGAAAUAUUUCAGAUCAUGAAACAAAUACUUUGUGAGGGAUCAUGAAUGAAUAUUAUGGUGGAAAGCAGAAAUCCUUUUUACAUCAAUCAAUUUUCCGAUGCACUAAGGGCCCAGGCCAUCAUAUUGCCUCCACUAUGUUUGUUUGAAGGGCUCCUUAUGCGUUUUUGGUUUUGACUUUUGAAAUCAGUGCUUUUGGGACCUCAUACUGCUGGAGAUGUAUUGAAUGUUGUUCUCUGUUCAUAUUUCACCUUCAGGAGUACAUUUGGUACACUGUCUAAUCCUGAUGUUAACAUCUGUUUUCAUGUUUUCUCACUUUUGUUGACAGGAAUUCCAAAGCCUGACAAUAAAUCUACAGUUGAGUCCUGUGUGUGUGUCUGUGUCCUAAUGUGUUAAUCGGGGUUCAUUUGUGAUUUAAGAAGAAGAAGGGUGUUUUUAUUUUACAAAAGGAAAAGGUUAUAUCAGGGAUGUUAUUACUCUGACUUUUUUGUCAGAUUACCUGAAACUAUCAA
Cyprinodon variegatus (sheepshead minnow) is the source of this 3066-nucleotide messenger RNA. It is a transcript of the gene fbxl12, whose product is annotated as F-box and leucine-rich repeat protein 12. Bases 255 to 1484 code for a protein of 409 amino acids. The record is from RefSeq and is a predicted model, not a curated record. The transcript has 3 exons. Gene Ontology annotation, molecular function: protein binding. Lineage: Eukaryota; Metazoa; Chordata; Actinopteri; Cyprinodontiformes; Cyprinodontidae.